GGCAGCGCGGCGGGCCAGGCCGCAGGAUCCGCCAGGAUGAAGCAGAAAAAGAAAAAUGGGAAAGGGGAGCCGAGCCAGGCCGAGCUGAUGGUGAUGACCAUUGCUGACAUCAUAAAGCAGCUCCUGGAGGCCCACGAGCAGGGCAAGGACGUGGAUCUCAACAAGCUGAAGACCAGGACCUCAGCCAGGUACGGGCUGCCGGCGCAGCCGCGUCUCGUCGACAUCAUCGCGGCCGUGCCGCCGCAGUUCCGGAAGGUUCUGCUGCCAAAGCUCAAGGCCAAGCCCAUCAGGACGGCCAGUGGGAUCGCCGUGGUGGCCGUGAUGUGCAAACCCCACCGGUGCCCCCACAUCAACUUCACGGGGAACAUCUGUGUGUAUUGCCCAGGGGGCCCUGACUCUGAUUUUGAAUAUUCCACCCAGUCCUACACAGGAUAUGAGCCAACAUCCAUGAGGGCCAUCCGGGCUCGCUACGAUCCCUUCCUCCAGACCAGGCACAGAGUGGAGCAGCUGAAGCAGCUGGGCCACAGCGUGGACAAAGUGGAAUUUAUUGUGAUGGGGGGAACUUUCAUGGCUUUACCUGAGGAUUACAGGGAUUAUUUCAUCAGGAACCUGCACGAUGCCUUGUCUGGUCACACUUCCAACAACGUGGCAGAAGCUGUCAGGUACUCGGAGCGGAGCCUGACCAGGUGCGUGGGGAUCACCAUCGAGACGCGGCCGGACUAUUGCCUGCGGCCACACCUGAGCGCCAUGCUGGGCUACGGCUGCACCCGCCUGGAGAUCGGCGUGCAGAGCGUCUACGAGGACGUGGCCAGGGACACCAACAGGGGUCACACGGUGAAGGCUGUCUGUGAGUCCUUCCACCUGGCCAAGGAUGCUGGCUUCAAGGUCGUGGCCCACAUGAUGCCAGACUUGCCCAACAUGGGGCUGGAAAGGGACAUGGACCAGUUUUUUGAGUUUUUUGAGAACCCGGCGUUCCGUCCGGACGGGCUGAAGCUGUACCCCACGCUGGUGAUCCGCGGCACGGGGCUCUACGAGCUCUGGAAAACGGGGAGGUACCGGAGCUACCCCCCCAGCACCCUGGUGGACCUGGUGGCCCGGAUCCUGGCCCUGGUGCCGCCCUGGACACGCGUCUACCGCGUCCAGAGGGAUAUCCCAAUGCCUCUGGUGAGCUCCGGGGUGGAGCACGGGAACCUGAGGGAGCUCGCCCUGGCCAGGAUGAAGGACCUUGGCACACAGUGCCGCGACGUGCGGACGCGGGAGGUCGGGAUUCGGGAGAUCCACCACAAAGUGAGGCCCUACCAGGUGGAGCUGAUCCGCCGGGAUUACGUGGCCAACGGGGGCUGGGAGACGUUCCUGUCCUACGAGGACCCGGAGCAGGACAUCCUGGUGGGGCUGCUGCGCCUCCGCCGGAGCUCCCCGCAGUCCUUCCGCCCCGAGCUCCGCGCCGGCGCCUCCAUCGUGCGGGAGCUGCACGUCUACGGCAGCGCCGUGCCCGUCAGCAGCCGGGACCCCGCCAAAUUCCAGCACCAGGGGUUUGGGAUGCUGCUGAUGGAGGAGGCGGAGCGGAUCGCCAGGGAGGAGCACGGGGCCCGGAAAAUCGCCGUCAUUUCAGGUGUCGGCACCAGGAAUUACUACAGGAAAAUUGGCUACGAGCUGGAAGGGCCCUACAUGGUGAAAUGGCUGGAAUGAUGAUCCUGGAAAUGCUCAUCCUGGUGAAAUGGUUGGAAUGAUGAUCCUGGACAUCCUCAUCCUGGGAAUAACGCUCAUCCUGGUGGAAUGGUUGGAAUGAUGAUCCUGGACAUCCUCAUCCUGGUGGAAUGGUUGGAAUGAUGAUCCUGGAGAUGCUCAUCCUGGAGGGACACCACGCUCAUCCUGGUGAAAUGGCUGGAAUGAUGAUCCUGGACAUCCUCAUCCUGGUGAGCUGGCUGGAAUGAUGAUCCUGGACAUCCUCAUCCUGGUGGAAUGGUUGGAAUGCUGAUCCUGGACAUCCUCAUCCUGGGAAUAACACUCAUGCCCGGAAUAAAGCCCAGGACUUGCUUUAAGCCAAAGCCCACGGCUGCAAGAAUCGGAGUUGGACUUGGUGAUCCUGGUGGUCCCUCCCAAUUCCAGGAUUUUUGGAAAUAAUGCAUCAUCUCCUCUGGGAAGAGCAGCCCUGGGAUCAUCCCCUUUUCCCCGGAGAGCCGGGGACAUUCCAGGUGUCUCAUCACCUGCUGCAUCCUCAGGAUGAUGAAAUUCCAGGAUUUGGGGUGGCCUGGUGGGAAAAAUGCCUUUUUCUUUUGUUUGUUUUUUCAGCUUUUCCUGGUUCUGCAUCAAACCCGGGCUUGUUUUCCUGGCCGGGAAUAAAUUCUGCGUUUAUUUUAUUUA
Messenger RNA from Agelaius phoeniceus (red-winged blackbird), 2364 nucleotides. The record is from RefSeq and is a predicted model, not a curated record. NCBI's taxonomy places the organism in Eukaryota, Metazoa, Chordata, Aves, Passeriformes, Icteridae.